Messenger RNA from Pongo pygmaeus (Bornean orangutan), 961 nucleotides. RefSeq names its product DNA polymerase delta 4, accessory subunit (gene POLD4). Gene Ontology annotation, cellular component: delta DNA polymerase complex. The transcript is spliced from 4 exons. The record is from RefSeq and is a predicted model, not a curated record. Gene Ontology annotation, molecular function: DNA-directed DNA polymerase activity. Lineage: Eukaryota; Metazoa; Chordata; Mammalia; Primates; Hominidae. The coding region runs from base 190 to 513 and encodes 107 amino acids. Gene Ontology annotation, biological process: DNA-templated DNA replication; DNA synthesis involved in DNA repair.
UGGGGGUGGGGGAGGCGUCCCUCCCUGGACCCCGGCGACUUCCUCUCUCGGUUUGUCUGGGUCAUCUUGUCUGCCCGCCGCUGGCCUGGCCCCGUCUGUCUCUCUCAGCAGCUGUCUUUCUCGCGCCCACUGGCCGGUCUCUCCUCUUCCCCGCAGUUGCCUCCUUCUCUGCCUGCCUGGGUGGCCGCCAUGGGCCGGAAGCGGCUCAUCACUGAUUCCUACCCGGUUGUGAAGAGGAGGGAGGGGCCCGCUGGGCACAGCAAGGGGGAGCUGGCACCCGAGCUAGGGGAGGAGCCCCAGCCCCGCGACGAGGAGGAAGCGGAGCUGGAGCUGCUGAGGCAGUUUGACCUGGCCUGGCAGUACGGGCCCUGCACCGGGAUCACACGGCUGCAGCGCUGGUGUCGGGCCAAGCAGAUGGGCUUGGAGCCUCCCCCAGAGGUGUGGCAGGUGCUGAAGACCCACCCCGGAGACCCCCGCUUCCAGUGCAGUCUCUGGCAUCUCUAUCCCCUAUGAGGCACCACGUAGGACCUCCUGCCUUUAGCUCUCUUGCUCACCACCCAAGAACCUCAGGACAGAAGCGAGAACCCAUUGCUCCUGCUCAGCUCAGCCCUGCUGCGGAGGAACCCUUGGCAGGCAGAACCUGGAGGUGUCAGAGGCUCAACUCCUCCAUCUAACCAGCAGGCUCCCAGAGCCCUCUGGAAGAGCCUGCGCAGCUGAAGCAGAGUGCGUCUAGAUGGAGAGUGGUCACUGGGGAAAAGGACCUGGCCAUCACCUUCCAGUACCUACUGCCUGUCUCCCUGACCCAUGGUGUGGCAAGUUAGGCACAGUCAGACAUGGACAGUUGAUCCAUGAGGAAAAGAUGCUCUCCCACCUAAGGCCAGGAAUCUGAGAGCAGGACUGGCUGAGCUCCCAGGGCAAGGGGUUCACUAAUGCUUAUCAAUAAAGAAUAUUGAGCCUGGAA